Molecule: messenger RNA, 1143 nt
Organism: Esox lucius (northern pike)
Lineage: Eukaryota; Metazoa; Chordata; Actinopteri; Esociformes; Esocidae
Exons: 8
Coding region: 235-1143 (302 amino acids)
Source: RefSeq, a predicted model, not a curated record
GGAUGAAGAAGGUGUGGAAAUUGCUGUUUGUAGAUACGGAUUCCUUCUCAAAGGUCUGAAUAUGUAUCGGGGAGAAAUCUUUCACUACCCAAUGUUUCUCCAAAAAGUGUUCCAGGGUGCAACAUUUUUGGCCAUGGACGUAACCUGUCGGUACUUGCCGUACUUUGACAAAGUGGCCGAUGUCCUGAACCAUCUUCAACCUCUUCGAAAAACAUUCAACCUCUUCGAAAAACAAUGAAACAUUGUUUAUCUGUGAUGCAUGCAAAAGCCCACAACACGAAAUGCAAGAUUCUGUGGAGUGCAAGGAACCAGGCGGGUGCAGGCACUACUCUUGGAGAAGAAGUUGAGCAGGUGAACAGGUUCCUGUCCAGAUGUGCCCUGACCACUAAGUACAUGGCCAAGUCAGUUAGAACUGACAUGCUAACUGCCAUGGGGUGGAAUGAACGAAAAAAGGACAGCCUCCACAUCUCCUUGUGUUCCAGAUUCAAAAAGACAGUAGAAAAGGCCUUGGAGGUAACUGAGAGCCUGAAAAAGAUGCAGGACCAAUUUUGUUGCUCUGAUGACAUGCUGGAACAGUGGGUUUUAGAUGUCAACCAGUGGGCCAGUAGUGGAAGUACUUCAGCCAGUACAGGUGAUGUUCAUGGUUUGCAGAUCUCCAUAGAAGAGCUCUUUGUGAGCAUUCGCCACAAGAAGCAUUACCUCUACAGACAGAAUGAUCGUAACAAAAGGCGCCAGAAGAUCACUCAGAAGAUUGCAAAGCAAAAAAAAAGGCUUCUAGAUACCAUCCCUAGGUAUAAUGAAGUGCCCCAUCAUAAUGCUGUUGACGCAACUGCAGUUGUUCAGAAUCUUGCAAAGAGUACUACAGAGAGCAUGAUCUGGCCAUGGCAAGAACAGAACACAGGAAGUCCAAAUGGACUCUCGUCGGCUGGGUCCCAAGGCCUUAUCUGUCUGCUCAAGAGAAGACUGCAGGAACUCGGACUAAAACAACAGACUGUAGCCAGCUCUUACAAAGCCAUUCUUGGUCAAAGUCCUUGGCUGGUGAAAGAGGAGGAAGGGGAAAUGGAUGAAGGAAUGGACUGGCACCACGAGACCAGCUGUGAUGAUGAUGAAGAUGAUGAUAAUGAUGAGGGUGAUGAUGAUUAA